GGAAGGAGUUGGCAAAGGGGCGGGGAGACGCGUGACGUAAUCUGCCUGCGCGCUGGGCGGGGCAGGGUGUGAGCCGGCCGCGGGCGCUGGGCGGGUCCGUGGCGCGGUCUGUCGGCGUCUGUUUUCUCGCUGGUUGGCGGCAACAACCAGCUCAGUUUAUAAAUCCAGAAACUCCUGGCUAUGUUGGAUUUGCAAAUCUCCCCAAUCAAGUUCACCGAAAAUCAGUGAAAAAAGGUUUUGAGUUCACACUGAUGGUGGUUGUUUCAGAAUAAGCCGUGCUGAUCCGGAGGGACAGAAAGCGGAUUGGUGUUUGCCUGCAGUGGAGACUGCAGAGGGUAGACUUCAUUUGCCUUACGGGAUUUCAGAGCAGUAUUGUGCAGUGAAGCUUCACUUGCUCACCAUACAUGUGAAUCAGGUCUAGGAAAAUCGACUCUCAUAAACAGCCUAUUCCUAACUGAUCUCUACCCAGAAAGAGUUAUACCUGGCGCUGCAGAGAAAAUUGAAAGAACCGUCCAAAUUGAGGCUUCAACUGUUGAAAUCGAAGAGCGAGGGGUCAAGCUACGCCUGACAGUGGUCGAUACCCCCGGCUACGGUGACGCCAUCAACUGCAGGGAUUGUUUUAAGACGAUCAUCUCCUAUAUUGACGAGCAGUUUGAGCGGUACCUGCAUGACGAGAGCGGCUUGAACAGGCGACACAUUGUGGAUAACCGAGUGCACUGCUGCUUUUACUUCAUUUCCCCUUUUGGACACGGACUUAAGCCAUUAGAUGUGGCGUUUAUGAAGGCAAUACACAACAAGGUGAAUAUUGUGCCUGUCAUUGCAAAAGCUGACACCCUCACCCUGAAGGAACGGGAGCGGCUGAAGAAAAGGAUUCUGGAUGAAAUUGAAGAACAUAACAUCAAAAUCUAUCACUUACCUGAUGCAGAAUCAGACGAAGAUGAAGAUUUUAAAGAGCAGACGAGACUUCUCAAGGCUAGCAUCCCAUUCUCUGUGGUUGGAUCCAAUCAGUUGAUUGAAGCCAAAGGAAAGAAGGUCAGAGGCCGCCUCUACCCCUGGGGUGUUGUGGAGGUGGAGAACCCAGAGCACAACGACUUUCUGAAGCUGAGAACCAUGCUCAUCACCCACAUGCAGGAUCUCCAGGAGGUGACCCAGGACCUUCAUUAUGAAAACUUCCGUUCUGAGAGACUCAAGAGAGGUGGCAGGAAAGUGGAGAACGAGGACAUGAAUAAAGACCAGAUCUUGCUGGAAAAGGAAGCUGAGCUCCGCCGCAUGCAAGAGAUGAUCGCCAGGAUGCAGGCGCAGAUGCAGAUGCAGAUGCAGGGCGGGGACAGUGAUGGCGGGGCUCUUGGGCACCAUGUUUAAGAAAACACUUUCCUGGGUAAAAAAGAACACAUUCCAGAUGCGUGACCCAGCGUGUGUUUCAUCAUCCGUGGGAGGCGCCAUCACAUUUGCAUGUGCCUGUGCCUGAGAAUUUAAUGUUUUUAAAUUUGAUUUUUUUUGUAUGAAGUACUUUUAACAUAUGUAUUUCAUUGCUGUUACACUCUGUAUUUUGCGAGGUGACCUUUUUCCUUUUCUUUCUCCCUAACCACUAACGUUAGAAUUGAUUUCCAAGAAUCAACAUGUAGAGCUAAUACUGAAUUUCUUUGAUUUAACUGACUAACCAUGAUGAGCACUCCUGAUUUGUAUCUAGAACAUUCAGAUUGACCCAUUGUGUUCCUGGGUGGUAGAGGCGUGUGCCUGGUGAUGGAGAAAGGGCCGCUGGCCUGAUGCAGGGUCGUUGCUGACCACGUCACACCGUGUCGAGACUCUGCUUUCUUGCUUUCUGUCUGUACACAACAUGUAAAGCCAGUUUCGCUGCUAUAAUUCAAACUGCAUUCGUCUGUGAGUUUAUUAUCUGCUAACCAAAUAAAACAGUAGAAUUACCUAAUGAGAUCCAUCUUUAUACUUAAAUUGCUUUUUUAGAGGUGAGUUUUAAAGAAGUCUCUUAAUUCAGAUGCUAGGUCGUUUUAAAACUACUGUGCAGAGAACUCACUGUAAGCCACAUGAUCUCCACUAAUACUGGUUAUCCUGUGCUACAGAGAAAAUCAAAAUAGUCACAACUAAGAUUCUUACCUACAAAAUGAGAUUCGGUAAACUCAACCAAAAUUAAAAAAAAAUUUAAGGAAAAUUGGCAGUUUACCUAUUCAGAAUCCAACCUUUCUGUAUUUUAUACUGCACUUUAGUGUAUUUUCUGUAACUGUAGAUAUAGAAGAUCUGCCUCCCCUGUGGAAAUUGGGGUCUGUCGGUGGGCAUGCCCCUGGAGCCUGGCUUGCCAUUGAACAGUGUCCGCAUCAUAAGGCCUUGGUGCCCUGAACCCCUGAUCUCUGAUGCCUACCAGGUUUUCCUGAUUUGGGUUUCCUUUAAAUAUUCCUUUUUUGCAUGAUUUUCUGAUGGGAGGAAAAUAGCAGUAAUCAUUUUUGUGUGUGCAGACUGUCUCAUUUGUUUUUAGCCAUUGUCAUUUUAUUCAUUUUGUGCAAUAACCAUGUGUCCUGUCAAAGUGGAAGACAUUUCAAGUCUGUAGUGUAGCUAGUAGGCAGGUGUGCACAGGCGAAGCCACACCUGGUCUGUUUUCUGUGCACUGUGGCCUCAGCCUCACCUUUCCUCCCUCCUGUCUCCCUGCUGCACGCUCCAGGUGUGCACAGGCAAAGCCACACCUGGUCUGUUUUCUGUGCACUGUGGCCUCAGCCUCACCUUUCCUCCUGUGUCCCUGCGGCACGCUCCAGGGGUUGCCUUUUUUUUUUUUUUUUAAUCAAUUACACUGAAGUUGGGAAAUUCAGCCGCAGAAAGUGACAGAUGAAAGGAGACAAUGGUUGUGUAGGAAGACGGAGAAAAUGCUUAAUCUGAGGAUGAGACAGGGUUUUUUGUUUUUUUUUGUGGGGGCUAGAGAAAACAUAAAGAGGCAGUUACAUAUUAGUUAUGAAGGUGUGCUACAGAAAAUAAUCUGGUGCUCUUGCUAACUGCCCCUUCACUGUUGCUUGCGAAUAGCCAAAAGCUGUAUGUUAUGGCUUAUUGUGUGAAGGUAACUAAGAAAAAGUGUUCCAUGACUUUAUAGAGUACAUCCAUGCAGAGUCCAUUAUUUGAGCUUUUGACAUUUAAUAACUUUGCUAGAAAAAUCUGUAAAAAAAAAAAAAAAAAAGAAAGAAAAAAGCAUUUGCAAGUGAUGAACUUAAGCCCCGUGUAUGUUUGCGCAAAAGUCCUACUUCAGGCACUCUGGUAAUGGCCAGCCGGAGGGAGCGCCCAUACUGCCGCACCUCUGAUCCCCUUUUGUUGUACUACCCAAACCUAAGUAUAUACUUUUGAUAAUAGGUACCUGCUCUUUUACUAAGAGAGAGUCUCUACCUGCAGAAAUGUAUUUUGAAAACACUUAUUUUACACAGCAGUUUUGUAUCCAUUUAAACUAACCUUUUAUCAAUAAAGCACUAUUGUUUACAUGUUGAA
Callithrix jacchus (white-tufted-ear marmoset) is the source of this 3477-nucleotide messenger RNA. The record is from RefSeq and is a predicted model, not a curated record. Lineage: Eukaryota; Metazoa; Chordata; Mammalia; Primates; Cebidae.